AUGUCUCAGAAAACCACAACCUCAUCACUGAUGGCCCUUCGUUCAGAUUCACACGAGCAGAGCAUCCUGAGCAAAUUCAACAAGCUCAGGAAGAAGGACUUGUUGUGUGACAUCACUCUUGUUGUGGAGGACGUGCACUUCAAGGCACACAAAGCCCUGCUGGCAGCGAGCAGCGAGUACUUCUCCCUCAUGUUCACAGCAAAAGAUCAGAUCAGUCGGUCUGUCUACCAGCUAAACGGUAUGGCAGCUGAGAUGUUUGCGGCAGUGCUGGAGUUCAUCUACAGCGCCCAGGUGUCUGUGGAGGAGAGCGCAAAGGAGCAGCUCCUAGCCACUGCCCAGCUCAUGCAGGUCAGCGAGCUUGUCAUUGUGCUCACUGAACUCACACAUCCCGCUGCAAGAGUUACAGGCGAGGAGGUAAAGACAGACAAAGUCGAGGUGCCAGAUCAGUCAAAACGCAAAAGAGGACGACCAAAGAAAAAUGUGACUGUGGCUGUAGCAGAGACGGAGGGGAAAAGUACAGCAUGUGAGCGCACAGAGGACGGCCAGUCUGGAGACGUGGACUGCAAUGAUGGAGACACUGAGCUGCAACCGAUAGACGAUGCAGAUGAUAACACACUCCCCAGUCGGCAGAGCAAACGCAAAAUCAAACCACCGCUGAAAUAUAAAGGCUACAAGGUGUGCAGUGACACAGCAGACAGGAAAGAACCUGGGAAGAGAGGCAGGAAGAGGAAAUAUCCCAACACAGAAGCAAGAUGUGAGGACUGCAGCAAAGUAUUCAAAAACCACCUCUUUUUAAAGAUUCACCGAAGGACUCAUACAGGAGAGAAGCCUUUCCGGUGCCCGGUCUGUGGAAAGGGUUUUACCCAGAAACACACUCUGCUGGUUCACCAGCGCAUGCACACUGGAGAGAAGCCGUUUGUUUGUACCAUCUGCUCCAAAGCUCUCGCCACCAAACACUCCCUGCAAGAACACAUGAACCUGCAUGAAGAAGACAAAUCCUUCAGCUGUGAUAAAUGUGAAAAGAUCUUCACUCAGAAGAGGCAACUUAAAAGUCAUUACAGAGUUCACACAGGCAAAUCAUUACCAGAAUGUGCUCAGUGUCACCACAAGUUUAUGGAUACGGCUCAGCUGAAAAAGCACCUGAGGACUCAUACAGGUGAGAAGCCUUUUACAUGUGAGAUCUGUGGAAAGUGUUUCACAGCCAAAAGCACGCUGCAGACUCACAUCAGAAUUCACAGAGGUGAGAAGCCAUAUGACUGCAGCAUCUGCAACAAGUCCUUCUCAGACCCCAGCGCCAGACGAAGGCACGUCGCCUCCCACUCAGGGAAGAAACCCUUCACCUGCUCCUUCUGCAGCCUUUCGUUCACCCGUCUGGACAAUCUGAAAACACACACCAACACCCACAACAAGGAGAGAGCCGCAACAUCAGAGGCCUCAUCAGAUGCAGCGGCCGCAGACUCCGCAACGCCUCAGGAGGAGGUGCGUAACAUCCUGCAGCUCCAGCAGUACCAGCUGCCCCCGAACUCCGAACAGGAGAUCCAGCUGGUGGUGACGGGAGACGUGGACAACAUUAAUUUCGUCCCGGGUCAGGAGCAGGAGAUCAGCAUCAUCACCACAGAAGGAGAGCCGGCAGAAUCGGCUCACUCUAGACUCACGCUCCUCACGCAGCCGGCAGGACACGUGCAGAAUGUGGCUCUGGUGACUCAGGCCAACGUGGUGGACCAGACCCCUCAGAUUCAGACUAUCAGUAUGUUGGAGGGACAGAUGACACACCAGCCCGAGCAGAUGCAUGUCAUCACUUUGAGUAAAGAGGCCAUGGAGCAUCUACAGGCCCACCACGGUCCCCCGCAGCCCCUCCAGAUCGCACAGAGACCCGUCCAGCAGCUGCAGGUGAUGCACCAGCCGAUCCAGCAGCUGGCCGUCACUCAGGAGGCCGGCACGUCUCAGGGACAGGCGGGCAGGGAGCAACACAGCCAGGCCAUUCAUAUCAGCAGCCAGAGCAGCCAGCCCAUCUCCAUCAGCCAGACCAGCGAGCAGAUCUCCAGCCACCACAUCCAGGGUCACGCCUUCCAGAUCCAGGCGGGAACCGUCUCGUACCUGUACACCACCGGACUGCCGCAGGAGAGCUGACGGCUCACUGAAGUCUGAUGCUGCUUAAUCCAAAAUGAUAAUGCU
Scomber japonicus (chub mackerel) is the source of this 2175-nucleotide messenger RNA. RefSeq names its product zinc finger and BTB domain containing 24 (gene zbtb24). The transcript has 6 exons. Gene Ontology annotation, cellular component: nucleus. The record is from RefSeq and is a predicted model, not a curated record. NCBI's taxonomy places the organism in Eukaryota, Metazoa, Chordata, Actinopteri, Scombriformes, Scombridae. Gene Ontology annotation, biological process: regulation of transcription by RNA polymerase II. Gene Ontology annotation, molecular function: DNA-binding transcription factor activity, RNA polymerase II-specific; RNA polymerase II cis-regulatory region sequence-specific DNA binding; protein binding. The coding region runs from base 1 to 2130 and encodes 709 amino acids.